GCAAUCACAUCUGGUAUUGUGAUAUCAACCUUCGCUAUUCUUCCAUCGCCAACAUGGUCAAUUUUGUCAUGGAUAAUCGCUGUGAUGCUGUUCACUGUCUUUUUUAUUGCUGGUUUGAAAGUGAAAUAUGAUUUGACAAAGUACUGGAAUGUUGUCACCUUUUAUGCAUUAAUCAUGAUCUGUUUGGGUUUUGUAAUUUCAGUUCUACUGAAUGAACUGAAAACUGGUCAG
Molecule: messenger RNA, 231 nt
Organism: Heterobilharzia americana
Lineage: Eukaryota; Metazoa; Platyhelminthes; Trematoda; Strigeidida; Schistosomatidae
Source: the annotation of a GenBank genome assembly